AUGCCUGGAUGCAGCACCAUGUUGGAUGACCCAGUUCCUGAAACAAACAUCAGAGUAGAUGAAACAACUUUCUGGAACAAGCAGUGUUAUGCCCAAGUCCCUGAAACAAUCACCAUAGUAGAUGACCCCGUUCCUAAAACAAGCACCAUAAUAGAUGACUCCAUUCCUGAAACAAGCACCAUAGUAGAUGAUCCUGUUCCUGAUACAAGCACCAUAAUAGAAGCCCCAGUUCCUGAAACAAGCACCAUUGUAGCUGACCCUGUUCCUGAAACAAGCACCAUUGUAGAUGACCCUGCUCCUGAAACAAGCACCAUUGUAGCUGACCCUGUUCCUGAAACAAGCACCAUAGUAGAUGAUCCUGUUCCUGAUACAAGCACCAUAAUAGAAGCCCCAGUUCCUGAAACAAGCACCAUUGUAGCUGACCCUGUUCCUGAAACAAGCACCAUUGUAGAUGACCCUGCUCCUGAAACAAGCACCAUUGUAGAUGACCCUGUUCCUGAAACAAACACCAUAGUAGAUGACCCUGUUCCUGAUACAAGCAACAUAAUAGAAGCCCCAGUUCCUGAAACAAGCACCAUAAUAGAUGCCCUGGUUACUGAAACACGCACUAUUGUAGAUGACCCCUUUCCUGAAACAAGUACCAUACGAGAUGACCCCGCUCCCGAAACAAUCACCAUAUUAGAUGCCUCAGAUCCUGAAACAAUUACCAUUGUAGAUGACCCUGUUCAUGAUACAAGCACUAUGAUAGAUGCCCCAGUUCCUGAAACAGGCAUCAUACGAGAUGACCCCGCUCCCGAAACAAUCACCAUAUUAGAUGCCCCAGAUCCUGAAACAAUUACCAUUGUAGAUGACCCUGUUCAUGAUACAAGCACCAUAAUAUAUGACCCAGUUCCCGAAACAGGCAUCAUAAUAGAUGACCCUGUUCCUAAAACAAGCACCACAGCAGAUGACCCUGUUCCUGAAACAAUUCCUGAAAUAAUCACCGAAGUUGAGGUUCCUGAAGCAAACAGUGUGGUGGAUGACCACAUGCUGGAUGCUGUCCAGACUCCAGACGUGCAACCAUUGUGA
Molecule: messenger RNA, 1068 nt
Organism: Haliotis rufescens (red abalone)
Lineage: Eukaryota; Metazoa; Mollusca; Gastropoda; Lepetellida; Haliotidae
Product: cell surface glycoprotein 1-like
Exons: 3
Coding region: 1-1068 (355 amino acids)
Source: RefSeq, a predicted model, not a curated record